Molecule: messenger RNA, 817 nt
Organism: Topomyia yanbarensis
Lineage: Eukaryota; Metazoa; Arthropoda; Insecta; Diptera; Culicidae
Product: general odorant-binding protein 67-like
Exons: 3
Coding region: 62-709 (215 amino acids)
Source: RefSeq, a predicted model, not a curated record
GCAUACUGCUACCACACAAGUGAAUGGGGAUAACAGCAAUUAGAGGAAAAGCGAGUUAUAUAUGACUUCGAUCGAGGCGGAAUUAUUUAGUUUGGUUUUUUUCCCCGGGUACGUCAGUGCAAAAUCAACCAUGAAGCUAGUGAUCACAAUCGUUAUAUCGGCAGUGGUGCUGAUGCAGGCGCUUGUUUUUGGGGAAAAUCCUUGUGCAAACGGACCACCAGUGGCUAAGAACCCAGCCGAAUGCUGCGACACCCCAAUGCUUAUGGAUAAGGAAAUCAUGAUGGACUGCUACAAAAAGUACGGCGAACAAACUAAACGACAGAUGAAGAUGGAAGGAAUUCCUCGGGGUUGCUGCAUUGCCGAGUGCGGACUGAACGCAACCGGACUCUACUCGAACGGUAUGAUCCACCGGGAGGACAUGACCAAAAUGUUCAUGGACUCGGUCAAGGAUAUGCCCCAGUGGCAGCCGCUGGUUCGGGACACCCUGGACGAAUGCUUCAAGAUGGCCGAAUCGAUGAUGGAUCAAAUCGAGGCCGGUGCCAAGCUGGAGCCCAGUUUCGAGGGGGAACAAAUCUGCCAUCCCAUCUCCGGGACGAUUCUACGCUGCAUGGGAAUGAACAUGUUCGCGAAAUGUCCAGCCGGAAUAUUCAAGGAAGGUGACGAAUGCAACCAGCUGCGGGAGUAUUCCAAGAUGUGUCCAAUCAUGUAAUUCGGAAGCUAGAUCCGAUGAUCUCGUUUGUUAGUCUUGUAGCGGAAACUCUAAGGGGAUGUGUUCCUUUCGAUUUUGCCAAUACAUAAUUUCUUUGUUGUUGCAUCA